Messenger RNA from Phaeodactylum tricornutum CCAP 1055/1, 1343 nucleotides. RefSeq lists its product with no specific name. Bases 163 to 1227 code for a protein of 354 amino acids. NCBI's taxonomy places the organism in Eukaryota, Bacillariophyta, Bacillariophyceae, Surirellales, Neidiaceae. Gene Ontology annotation, molecular function: protein binding. Gene Ontology annotation, cellular component: endoplasmic reticulum; Dsc E3 ubiquitin ligase complex. Gene Ontology annotation, biological process: protein processing. The record is from RefSeq and is a predicted model, not a curated record. The transcript has a single exon.
CGGUUUUGAUUUCUACCCGUGUUGGAGUAUGUUCCCUUGCUCCCCUCCCAGAGCUAGUGCACGGUUUGUCUCCGAGUCAGUAGCGUUCGCCCGUAGCCAGAGAGAUCGGAGAUCAAGUAUAUUUGACAACGAUACGACCCGUUCGGAAAAUUUGCGGGAAGCAUGCUCAGCAACUUGAUGGACUCCCGCAGGAAAGGUCUCGUUAUAGCUGAAAACGACGACGGCUACGAUGAGGACCAAAAUCUGUUGAAAGAGGGCCCGAGUAGCAGCCGUUCCGAAGAGGACGUGUUGGAAAUUCGAAUCAAAAGUGCCAAGGACGCGACGGUGCACAUUUCCCGUGGUGCUACCAUCGCCUCUCUUCAAACGGCGGUCUUGGAACAAGUCAAGCCGGAAUUUCUUUCCAGCAACGACAACAGCUACGUGCGACUGAUCUGUAAAGGCCGAUUGCUGGCUCCGGAAACAGCCACUUUGGCUGAUCUCAAAGUUGAAGACUUGGAUGUGGUUCACGCCGUGAUCACCAAGAGUUCCCAGAAAGGACCGCAGGCACUGCUGCAGACUGGCCAGGUACUCUCAAGGCGACUACGGGGUACAGGCAUUGGAGCAGAUGGAAGAGCAAUCCGGAAUCACCCCGGAGAUGCUGAUCCGGAAGAAAGCGAGGAAGACGAUGAAGAGCAAGGCUCGGAGCGUUUGGGCUUUGAUCGACUGCGGGCCUCGGGCUUGUCGCGACACGAAAUUCGCGCGUUGCGGGUAUAUUUCAACCGUUCCGUCGAAGAGUGGAUUCGUACACAUCCCGAAGCGGCAGCCGCUGCCGCUUCACACGAAUCGGAUGGGGUCCGCCGUCGACUUCGCCAAGAAGACGUUUGGAUGGCAACACAAGGACCAGCGUCAGAAUUUCGUCUUAAUCUCGCGGGCUGGUCGCAAUAUCACAGCCUUCGUAGGGCCGCAGCUUCGAGCGAUCUGUUUCAGCGCCCUGGUGGUGGCUCUGGUGGAACUAGCGCGGUUGGAACCGAUCGUGACUUCAUUUGGGGCUUUAUGCUGGGAUUUUUUGUAGGCUUUCUUAUGCUCGUCUGGGUUUGGAUGCCGACCGUCCCGCACAAACAAAAGCUAGGUAUUCUCACGGGAAUUUCUUGUCAGCUUGCUCUCGGUUUAAUACAUGGCAAGGACGGGAACGAAGAUGACGCGCUGGGCAAUGGUGUAACCGAGGACAACGGUAUUUUCGCGAACUAAAGUCGCGUAAGAGUAAGGAAAAAGGCAUGGGCCAACUGGCUUUAUGCCCGAAAAGUCAAUCUCUGGUGAAAGUUUAAUGCAAUACAAUAAAAACUAAAAAGCCCUGGACAAAAGUU